Molecule: messenger RNA, 2685 nt
Organism: Myotis davidii
Lineage: Eukaryota; Metazoa; Chordata; Mammalia; Chiroptera; Vespertilionidae
Gene: MAP3K8
Product: mitogen-activated protein kinase kinase kinase 8
Exons: 9
Coding region: 290-1693 (467 amino acids)
Biological process (GO): protein phosphorylation
Molecular function (GO): ATP binding; protein kinase activity
Source: RefSeq, a predicted model, not a curated record
CCCGACCCCGCACUCUUCCAGCCGAGACCCGAUACAAUCUUUAAACCUUACUGUGAAGAGGCUGGGGACUAGGUAGCCACAUCCCAUUUGCUGAUAAGAAAGGAGGCCUAAUGCAAUAUCUGCAGAGCCAGGUGGCUGACUCAGUCCCUGUGUCUUUUAUGCACACAAUAGCACUUACAAAUAAUACAGCUUACUUACUGUGCACCCGACUUUGCACCAAGCAUCUUGUGCACAUGAGCUCCUUUAAUCCUCACAGCCAUCUUAUGAGACUCUGGAAAGCACAACAGUAAUGGAGUACAUGAGCACUGGAAGUGACAAUAAAGAAGAAAUUGAUUUAUUAAUUAAACAUUUGAAUGUCUCUGAUGUAAUAGACAUUAUGGAAAAUCUUUACGCAAGUGAAGAGCCAGCGGUUUACAAACCCAGUGUAAUGACCAUGUGUCAAGACAGCAAUCAAAAUGAGGAGCGUUCAGAGUCCCUGCUGCUCAGUGGCCAAGAUGUGCCUUGGUUGUCAUCAGUCAGAUAUGGAACUGUGGAGGAUUUGCUUGCUUUUGCAAACCAUAUAUCCAAUACUGCAAAGCGUUUUUAUGGACACCGACGACAAGAAUCUGGAAUUUUAUUAAAUAUGGUAAUCACUCCCCAAAAUGGACGCUAUCAAAUAGACUCUGAUGUUCUCCUCAUCCCCUGGAAGCUGACUUACAGGAAUAUUGGCUCCGAUUUCAUUCCUCGGGGGGCCUUUGGAAAAGUGUACUUAGCACAAGAUAUAAAAACUAAAAAAAGAAUGGCAUGUAAACUGAUCCCAGUAGAUCAAUUUAAGCCAUCUGAUGUGGAAAUCCAGGCUUGCUUCCGACAUGAGAACAUUGCUGAGUUAUAUGGCGCAGUCCUAUGGGGUGAAACUGUCCAUCUCUUCAUGGAAGCAGGCGAGGGAGGGUCUGUUCUGGAGAAACUGGAGAGCUGUGGACCAAUGAGAGAAUUUGAAAUUAUUUGGGUGACAAAGCAUGUUCUCAAGGGACUUGAUUUUCUACACUCAAAGAAAGUGAUUCAUCAUGAUAUUAAACCUAGCAACAUUGUUUUCAUGUCCACAAAAGCCGUUUUGGUAGAUUUUGGCCUAAGUGUUCAAAUGACUGAAGACAUCUACUUUCCUAAGGACCUCCGUGGAACAGAGAUUUACAUGAGCCCAGAGGUGAUCCUGUGCAGGGGCCAUUCAACCAAAGCCGACAUCUAUAGCCUGGGGACCACGCUUAUCCACAUGCAGACGGGCACCCCGCCCUGGGUGAAGCGCUACCCUCGCUCAGCUUAUCCUUCCUACCUGUACAUAAUCCACAAACAGGCCCCUCCAUUAGAGGAUAUUGCGGAUGACUGCAGUCCCGGCAUGAGAGAGCUGAUAGAAGCUGCCCUGGAGAGGAACCCAAAUCACCGCCCCAGGGCAGCAGACCUACUAAAACAUGAGGCCCUGAACCCUCCCAGAGAGGACCAGCCGCGCUGUCGGAGCCUGGAUUCGGCCCUCUUUGAGCGGAAGAGGCUGCUGAGUAGGAAGGAGUUGGAACUUCCUGAGAACAUUGCAGAUUCUUCAUGCACAGGAAGCACUGAAGAAUCUGAGAUGCUAAAGAGACAACGUUCUCUCUACAUAGACCUUGGAGCCCUGGCCGGGUAUUUCAACCUUGUCCGGGGUCCACCAACGUUAGAGUACGGCUGAUUGUUGUUUGCUCUAAAUUAAUACUCAGCUUUUGUCUCCUGGAAGCUAGCUCUGCCGAUUCUACACAGGGGCUCUGUCUAGUGAAUUGUGCAUUUAUUAGCUGGCAUUGUGGGCUCCCAGAACUGAUGAAUGUGACUCCACAUGGCUCCUGUGUGUUUUAUUUGUGGAGCUGCCCUGUCCACCAGGUCUGAAAGUUCUCAUUUUUCAGGUGGGGCAACUGAAGGGGAGGAAUUAAGUGUUCCUAGAAGGAUCAUUUCUGGUGACUGAUUUCAUUCACUGUGCACUUUGCUCAAAAUUGUAAAAAUAUACCAAUUAUAAGAAUAAUGUAUUAGCCUAAAAUUACUAUUCUUGGUUCUAAAUUAAGUCUGGGAACUUCAUUUAACUCAGAAUAGUUGUUUUGUAUAUAUUAGUGUAUAUUAUACGCCAACUCUUUGGGCCUUUCUCAGUAGAUUCUAGUUUAAAUUAAAGUCAUUAUAUUUUGGGUGAAUAGAGCAACUUGAAUAUUGUAGCAAUAAGCUGAACUAGUGUCUUGCAAAUGGCUACCUGAUUAGUGAGAAGCCAUCUGACAGCAGGCCACUAGUGAUGGGUUCUGUUAUGUUCCUAUGGAAACAUUUUGUACUGUACAUGCUAUGCUUAAAACAUUUAAAACAUGAUGUUUUGAAUGUGGACAAAACUGUGUAAACCACAUAAUUUCUGUACAUCCCAACGGAUGAGAAUGUGACCUUAUGAAAACUGGAAACUUGUCAAUUCUUACUGAUGCUACUUUUGUAACUCUUAUGACUCGAUUUUCUUUUAAGCAUUUGUAUAUUAAAAUAGCAUACUAUGUAUGUUUUAUAUCAAAUGCCUUCAUGAGUCUUUCAUAUAUAUAUUUUUAACAUUGUAAAAUAUGUGACUAUAUCUACUUAAUGUUUUUACAUCAUGCAAAUGAAACUGACACUUUUAUCCAAUAUGAUUGGUCAAAUCAACUGAAUAAAUUCAAUAUUUUGCCUUAA